Molecule: messenger RNA, 1705 nt
Organism: Nicotiana attenuata
Lineage: Eukaryota; Viridiplantae; Streptophyta; Magnoliopsida; Solanales; Solanaceae
Product: beta-amyrin 28-oxidase-like
Exons: 3
Coding region: 78-1505 (475 amino acids)
Biological process (GO): sterol metabolic process
Molecular function (GO): heme binding; monooxygenase activity; iron ion binding
Source: RefSeq, a predicted model, not a curated record
UCCACCAAACUUAAUUAGCAGCCUAACACAUCUAAUUAAGUUCUUAGUACGAACAAGGUAAAAAUAAGCAUCCAUCCAUGGAUUCUUUUGAUCCCUCCGCCCUUGUCGUUGUUCUCUUCUCUCUAAUCCUCACUGCUAUUGUCCACAAACGUCGUUCUUCUAAUAAAACCAAACUCCCCCCUGGUAGUUUUGGUUGGCCUGUAAUAGGCGAAGCUAUAGACUUCUUGUUUAGUAAUCCUGAAAAGUUUGUGAGUGAUAGGAUGAAGAAAUACUCUCCUGAUAUUUUCAAGACUAAAAUAAUGGGAGAAAAAACAGCAGUAAUUUGUGGCCCUAAUGGUCAUAAAUUCCUCUUCUCAAACGAAGAGAAACUCUUUACUGCAUUUCGUACUCACUCCAUGCAAAAACUUUUCCAAUCCUACCAAUCCAAUUCUUCUUCUCCUUCUCCUUCUCCUUCUCAGUCUACUCGGGUUAUGAUUCGCCAACCCGGGUUUUUAAAACCCGAAGCUCUAACCAGAUACUUGGGAGAAAUGGAUUUAAUAACACAAGAGCUUUUGAAAUCUCAUUGGGAAGGCAAAAAUGAGAUUAAAACCUAUCCUUUUGCUAAAUUUUUGACAUUAACACUUGCUUGUCGUUUCUUUCUAGGGACAAAUAAUUCAGAAAGGAUAACGAAACUCGUGAAUUAUUUUGAUGACAUUACUUUAGGGUUACAUACGAUGAUUUUGAAUUUUCCAGGGACGGCGUUUUAUCGAGCGAAUAAGGCGGCGAUUGCCGUUAGAAGGGAACUUAUAGGUGUGAUAAAAGAGAAGAAAGAAGAAAUGGCAAAUGGAGUGGAAAUGCAAGAUAUAUUGUGUCAUAUGAUAGUUGUUACGGAUAGUAAAGGGAAGUUUAUGUCUGAGAAUGAAAUUGCUGAUAAAAUUAUGGGACUAUUAGUUGCUGGAUAUAGCACUGUUGCUACUACCAUAACCUUUCUCAUGAAAUAUGUUGGACAGAGAUCUGAUAUCUAUGAAAAGAUUUUGACUGAGCAAAAGGAGAUUGCAGGGGCGAAGAAGGCAGGAGAAGUGUUGGAAUGGGAGGACAUGCAAAAAAUGAAGUACUCAUGGAAUGUGAUAUGUGAAACAAUGAGGCUAACUCCACCUCUUCAAGGUACUUUUAGACAAGUGCUAACAGACUUCACCUAUGCUGGUUACUCUAUCCCCAAGGGUUGGAAGGUUUACUGGACAGCAAGCAGCACAAACAAAAAUCCUGCAUAUUUUCAAGACCCUGAAGAGAUUGAUCCAUCAAGAUACGAGAAACGCGACGAGCCAAUUCCAUACACGUACGUGCCAUUUGGGGGUGGACCAAGAAUGUGCCCUGGCAAAGAGUAUGCUCGCCUUGCAAUUUUAACUUUUCUUCACAAUGUAGUAGUGAAAUAUAAGUGGGAAUUACUAGCACCAGAUGAGAAGGUUGUUGGUGAUAUGAUGCCUACACCAGAAAAAGGACUUCCUAUCCGUCUUCACCAACAUUAAAAAGAAGCCAUCAGCUUUUUAGAUUAUAUUCUCUUAGCCAUCAAAAUAUAUAGGUUUUCCGAUUUCAAUUAAUGAAAUUAUCAUAUUUUUCUUGGUUUUAUUUUGAUCUUGUUUUAAAGUUGUAAGUUCACUGAAGACUUGUUACUGUUAUAUUUGAGACGAUCGGAGGUGAUUGAAUGAGACAAUCAUAUUUUAUUAGA